UCUCUCUCUCUCUCCUCCCUGAACUCCUGGUUAAAAGGAUUGAGCAACUGAGCUCUCCUGCACUUCUCUCAGAAUGGAGUCUGUGCUGAAAUAUCUGGACUGGACGUCAGCGGGCUUGGCCCUGCUGGGUGGUCUGCUCUCUCUGCUUCUCCUGGAGAUCUUCAGGUUGAACUCCUCCAGGAGCCGAAGCCCCCCUGGACCCAAACCACUGCCCUUUGUGGGUAACCUGCCCCAGCUCUCAAAGGAUCGAAUGGCCUUCAUCAGAUCGUUGCCGAAAUAUGGUGAGAUGUGCUCCAUAUACCUGAGCAAGAAGCCAACGAUCGUACUGAACAACAUGCAGCUUGCAAAGGAAGCUUUUGUUCAGAAUGGGACCGUGUUUUCUGGGAGGCCUCUUCCACCUUUAGCACAGUGGAUCAACAAAGGCUAUGGUAUCAUCAUGGCCAAUUAUGGUCACUCUUGGAGGCAGCAGCGCCGCUUUGCUCUGCACACUCUGCGUGACUUUGGUCUGGGAAGGAAAACUGUGGAGGAGCGUGUGGCUGAGGAGGCACAUUACCUCAUCAAGGAGAUGCUCAAACAAGAAGGAAAACCUUUUUAUCCCAUCCAUCAAUUUAUGAAUGCAGUUUCCAAUAUAAUCUGCUCCAUCAUCUUUGGAGACCGCUUCGAGUACGACGACAAGCGCUUUGCUAAGCUGCUAGAAAUUCUGAAUGAAAACGUUCGGUUUGCUGGAUCAUCUGUGGCUCAGAUUUUCAACUUGGUCCCCAUUAUAAAAUACUUUCCAGGGCCGCAACAGAAGAUGCGGCGUAAUGGCGAAGCCUUACAAAAAUUUAUCCUUGAAAUUGUGGAGGAGCACAAGAAGACUCUGGACCCAGACAACCCCCGGGACUUCACUGAUGCCUACUUAAUUGAGAUGACAAAGCAAGAGUCAAAGGAGGACACCACAUUCCAUGUGGAAAACAUGAUGAGGACAAUCUUUGACCUGUUCAUAGCUGGGACAGAAACUACAGCGAAUACCCUCAGAUGGGGGAUCAUUUAUAUGAUGGAACACCCUGACGUGCAAGAGCGCUGUCAUGAAGAGAUCGUUCGAGUGCUGGGUUUUGACCGCUCUCCAUGCAUGAAUGACCGAGCACAGCUACCAUACACUUGCGCCACUGUUUAUGAAAUCCAGCGCUAUGCCAGCAUUGUUCCUCUUGGUGUGUUGCACCAAACCACAGAACCAGCACUGCUACGAGGAUACCACCUGCCUAUGGGAUCUACAAUCAUGGUCAACUUAAUGGCCAUCAUGACUGACAAAGAGCACUGGAAGUAUCCAGACACGUUCAAUCCAGAGAACUUUCUGGAUGAAAAAGGACAGUUCUGCAAAAAUGAUGCCUUUCUGCCAUUUUCUCUGGGUCCGAGGGUGUGUCUGGGUGAGUCUCUAGCAAAGACGGAGCUCUUCAUCUUCUUCACCUCUCUGCUCCAGUGCUUAAAGUUCUCAUGGCCUCCUGGAGCUCCACGCCCACACAUGGACGGCACUGUGGGCGUUGUUCGUUCUCCGUGCCCCUUCAAUACAGUCUGCAGCAGCAGAGAGAACACUCACUGAAUCAAGUUUGCCCUUUACAUGUGAAUUGACAACAUCUCCUCAGGAGAAGUUCCUCUUCUUUAGCACAUCUAUUCAAUCUCAAUAAGAACACAUUAUCAAGCUCUUUCUUCACACAAGGACCAAUGAGUGGUGAAUGUGCAAUACAUGACAUUCCAGCGUAAUAAUAGGCAUAAUAAUUAUUUUUUAUUCACUUUUCCUAACAAAGGAUUUAUAUGGUUUAAAAUGAAUGUUGAAAAAAAGGCCAAUUCAGCACCUGAAAGCCCAAUAAUCACUUAAAGGUUGGGCACAAGAUUUGAUGAGGAAAACACAAACAAAAGCGCUCUGCAAAAUGUUUAAUUGCUUGUAAUUACUCCUUAAUAAAGGAUUAAUUAUUAGCUGGCUAAUUAGCAGUUACUGAACUGAUAGGCUUAAUAAAGUCAUUAUAUUUGACACCUAAAA
Colossoma macropomum (tambaqui) is the source of this 2017-nucleotide messenger RNA. RefSeq names its product cytochrome P450 2H1-like. The transcript has 9 exons. The record is from RefSeq and is a predicted model, not a curated record. Gene Ontology annotation, cellular component: cytoplasm; intracellular membrane-bounded organelle. Gene Ontology annotation, biological process: xenobiotic metabolic process. Bases 74 to 1579 code for a protein of 501 amino acids. Gene Ontology annotation, molecular function: oxidoreductase activity, acting on paired donors, with incorporation or reduction of molecular oxygen, reduced flavin or flavoprotein as one donor, and incorporation of one atom of oxygen; heme binding; iron ion binding. NCBI's taxonomy places the organism in Eukaryota, Metazoa, Chordata, Actinopteri, Characiformes, Serrasalmidae.